AUGGUCUCACAACCAAUGAAACAAGGAAGCUUGCUCUUCAAUACGCCAAAACCAGAAGCAACUAGCCAGGCGAAGGCUGCUGGGUUUAACAAGGUUGUUGUAUCACACUUUUACGACAAUUUACGUGAUAUUUACGAAAAGUUCGAAAUACCCCAAUGUGACGUAUGGAAUGGUGAUGAAACGAACGUUCCUACUGUGAUGCAGCCUCCAGAUGUCAUAGCCACAAAAAAUUUUAAGCAGGUUUCUCAAACGGUAUCCGCUGAACGUGGAGCUGAACGUGGAGUGAAUGUCAUGAUGUUGGUCUUCGUUAACGCUAUUGGUUCAAGUACACCACCAGUCUUUGUAUUCCCAAGGAAAAAGCAGAAUCCUGAUCUCAUUAAAGGAGGACCUACUGGGUGUCUUGGACUCGUGCACGAGUCUGGCUGGAUGACUGCGGAAAACUUCCUUCUUUCCCUUCAACAUUUCCAUGGAAUUGUGAAAUCAACCAAGGAAAAACCAGUGUUGUUGACACUAGACAACCAUUCCAGUCAUAUUGACUAUAAUGUAGUGAAAUUUGCAAAGGACAACGGUAUUAUUUUGUUGACGUUCCCACCGCAAUGUUCACAUGCACUCCAACCCUUAGACGUAUCUGUCUUUGGUCCAUUUAAGAGCGCCCUUAAGAAAUCUCACAAUCAGUGGCUACAAGACCAUCCAGGACAAAGAAUAAGCAUAAAAGAAGUUGCUCAUCUUUGUAGAGUGCCUUAUAUGGAGAAAGUUAUACCUGGUAAUAUAACACCAGGAUUUCAAAAAACAGGAAUUUAUCCAUUCAACAGAGAUGUUAUUCCGGACACACGCUAUGCCCCAGCAAGUGUAACCGACCAGCCAGAAAUUGAACAACAUGCUACUUCCGACAAUGUAACUGAACCCAGGAUGACGCAAGAUGUUAUUUCACACCCGGAUGGUGUAUUCGAAUUAGAAGAGACAAGAGAAGAAGUGCAAAUUAGUGGAGAUCCUGCAACUCCGACGAUUACUCUCACUGAUAUCAGACCACUUCCAAAGGUCAGUCAGACCACCCCAAAAGCACGCAGGAGCCAAAAACAAGUUAGCAGACUUGGACGAACCAGGAUCUUAACGAAUACACCGGAGAUUAAUGUCAUAGCUGAACACCAUCAAAGACAAUCGGAGAAAAUCGAAAAAAGUAGACGUCGAUUACAACCAGCAAGUGAAAAAAUAAACAAUAAAAAAGGGAAACAGAAGAUUAUCAUCGACAUGGAAACCACAUCUAAUGAAGAUUACUCAGUUAAGAAAAAAGUGAAUGUCACAAGCACUAAAGCCCAAUCAAAAAAAAAAGUUUCUUUGAAACAGCAAAAUGACAGUGUGUCGAACGAUGGUGAUGAAUUAAUUGAAACGCCUGUGAUUUCGGGAGAAAUUAGAACGAGGACUGGUCGCUUAGUGAAGCCAAGCAUUUAUCGAAGCUUAUAGGCAGCCAAUCAUAUUUUCCAGUACAACCCAGGUACAAGCCAGUACAAGUCAGGUGUCCAAAAUAUUGCAAUGACCAAUCAUUCUUGAUUUUCGUGUUUAAACUAAUUGUGUUCAUUGAUACAAGAAAGAUAUUCAAAUUUGUACGUAAUAUGUCAAUUCAUAUUGUUUGGUACAACCUAGCUACAAGCUAGUCCAAGUCAGGUGUCUUACAUUUUUUAAUAAGUUAAUCAAUCUAGAUUUUCGUGUUUAAAAAAAAAAUGUGUUCAUUGAUCAUACAAAGAUAUUCAUACUUGUUUCGUUCGUACUGUAAUGUCAUGUAGCCAAGAAAUGUAUGAUUGUGUUUCUUCAAAUAAUUAUCAUUACACCGAGUUA
Messenger RNA from Daphnia magna, 1833 nucleotides. RefSeq lists its product as uncharacterized. Bases 1 to 1461 code for a protein of 486 amino acids. Lineage: Eukaryota; Metazoa; Arthropoda; Branchiopoda; Diplostraca; Daphniidae. Gene Ontology annotation, molecular function: DNA binding. The transcript is spliced from 4 exons. Gene Ontology annotation, cellular component: nucleus. The record is from RefSeq and is a predicted model, not a curated record.